CCUCGCAACGCAUUUCAGGACAGAACCCUAAGCUGGGUCGGCCAAGUAUCAGGCCCUCGGUCCUGCCAGCGGGAACCAGCCAUCUCUCCCUCGGACCCCAAAGGCCAUACUCCAGCCCUCUUCUCUCUCAGACCCGGGAGUCUGGGUCCCCCGGCCAUCAUCUGGACAUUUCUGCCCGUCGGUCACACUGCCGAAUCCCAACACCCCUUGUCCUGGCUCUGGCCUCCCUCCUUCCUCACAUCCAGAAGUCCAGGCCCCAACCCCCUCCUCCCUCGGACCCAGGAGUCCAGAUCCCCAGCCCCCUCCUCCCUCAGAUCCAGGAGUCCGGAGCUCCGGUUUGAACUUUCCACUCCCCUAAAUCCGACUCCCGCUGCUGCGUCAGGGAAAAAAUAAGCGACAGGUGGCACCUGCCCGCAGGGCCGGGUCGCGACCACCUGCUCCCGCUGCUCACCCGGCGCCCCUCUCCAGGCACCUGCUUCUGUCAGUCCGCCUGCCGCUGCCUCGCCUGAGCCCCACAGCCCCAGGCCGCGGAGGAGGGAGAGACUCGGGGAACCCCGACGUUCGCCCCCCCCCUCAGUGCCACCCAGACCGUGCUCCCGCCCCUUCUCAGGGUCACGGGCGGAGCUUCUGUCUGCCCCGCCCCAUUUCACAGGCUCCUGCUCGCCCUACAAAGGGGUGUCCUGGGCGGUCCCGGGCUGGUGGGGCGGAGCCUACGGCCUCCAGCCUUGACCUGGGGACUCAACCCGCCCCGGAGCACUACUGGCCGGAGCCCACCUGUCCAGGUCACCAUCACAGCCUUGGCAAUGACCCUCGCGGCUUCCUCCCAGCGCUCCCAAAUCAUUCGCUCCAAGUUCAGAUCUGUCCUCCAGCUUCGGAUCCACAGACGGUAUCAGGACCCAAAAACCAGGAGUGCUGGCUGUCCCAGCAGAACCCCAGAAAGCUGCGAUUCGCAGCCAUCACACCCCUUGGUGACUAAGGACGCGAUUCCUGCCUUCCUUGAGAAUAUACAAGUCUGGCUCCCUAGAACCUCUGCCUUGCAGGCUCCUGGGGUUUCACUCCUUGGCCCCGCCCUCUCACGCCCGCGGUGGGGGGCUGUGGCCUGCAGGACCCUCCUUCCCACACAGCCUUGUUCCUCCCUGCCUGGCUUGCUAUCUGCAGGCGUCUCGGGGUCCCUCACCACCUCUUCAGUCUUGGAUCCAGAUCCAUGGGUCUCAGCCACGGGCCCUGCCCUGGCCCCAGCCUCGCCCUCGGGUCCCACUCCUUUCCUCUUCAGUCCUGGGGACCUGCUCCCUGAAUCAGAAUAUGGCCCUUGGAGGUCCCUGAAGGAGUCUCCUAAGAUCUCCCAACAUUGGAGAGAGCCCAAGCCAAAGGGGAACUUGACAUACCACCAGUACAUGCCCCCGGGGCCGAGACAAGGGUCCAGGGUCGACCCCCAGGCCAAAAUGUUGGCUCUGGGUCCCCCUGGACCACCUCUGUGGGAAGGGACAGACUCCCAGCGGCCACCUCCCAGGAUGAAGCCCAUCCCCCUCACUCCCUCCCCGCCUGGAGUCCCCAGCGCCUCGCCCUCUCCACACAAGUUGGAACUUCAGACCCUUAAACUGGAGGAGCUGACGGUCUCAGAGCUCCGGCAGCAGCUGCGCCUGCGGGGCCUCCCGGUGUCGGGGACUAAAUCGAUGCUCCUGGAGCGCAUGCGCGGCGGCGCCCUGCCCCGCGAGCGGCCGAAGCCGCGACGCGAGGACAGUCCCGCGAGCGCUCCCUGGCCGCGCCUCAGGCCCAAGGCUCUGGGAGCAGUCCGGCGGCCGGGCUCGCUCAAGUCAGGCCGGAGCUGUCACCCUCCGCCUCUUCCACGUGCCGCGGAAACCCAGCCGACUGCGCCGGCUCCCGCGCGGGCUCCGGCGCUGACCCCUGCCUCGGCACCGUCCACGGCGGCCCCGAGUCUGGAGGAGGAGCUGCAGGAAGCCAUCCGCAGGGCGCAGUUGCUUCCGAACCGGGGCAUUGAUGACAUCCUGGAGGAUCAGAUGGAGUCCGAUGGAAGUGGCUAGCCCUGGGAAGGGCAGUCCCCUCCGCACUGUCCACAAAGCCGCAGAGGCCAGAGCACCAGAAAAACAGGAAAUAAAAAGGCAGAAUGGAUGCAUAAAGCACGCAGAAGCUGGGGGCUGGGUGCCCAGGACCGGGAAGAGGGAUCUGUCUGCGGGCGCCUGGGCCGCCACCAGCCGUGUCCACUGCGGGUGGAAAAGGACCGUGAGAUCAGUUACGUGCGACGGGACCCGGAGCCGGCGACGUCCCCUUGCCUUGCUGUCAGUUUGCUCCUGUGGCACUCCAGCCCAGUGCGGAUGAGAGGUGCGCCGAGAGUUCCCACGAGCUGGACGUGGCGUGGGAGCCACGCUGAUGAGUGUCCCCCACCGUUCUUAGCUGCUGAUCAACAAUUCUAGUUCGCCAGUGUUGGAAACCCUGGUGGGCGUUCAAGAGUCACGACAGGACAGGCGAGGGGACUAGCGCUCGCGACCGCGAGGGGAAGGCGAUCUCUGGUGUCUUCCGAGCAAUCCGGGAGGAUCUGUCCUCCUCACUUUGCAGAUGAGAUCGCGGAAGACCAGAGGAGGGGGGUGCGGCCCGCCGUGUCACACAGACGGGGAGGUGUCAGAGAGGGGCUUUAAAUCUGAUUCAUGAGUCCACAGCCUGUGCCUGCGUUGAAACAAAAAAGAGCCUCGCUGUCUGCUCUGGGGAGGUUCAGACAUUUGCAAAGAGAGAGUUUCAGUGCAGGGUGCUGGGUAUUUUCAUGGUACUCCUAGAAAGUACCAGGAGCCGAGGGGAAUGGGUAGGGUGGCCAGAGGACCGGUGUGGAGGACUGUGGUCCUUGCGGAGAAGGUGUGAAGGGCGUGGCCACGGGGCAGUGGGGGUGGGGGGAACCUUGUGAGGUCGGGGCUUCAGGAACAAAAGGUGGGUGGCAGCUGGGGGCUGCAGGAGCCUUUGUGUCCGGCCGAACACUGGUGGGAAAGGGGUGCCUUCAGUCCUGGAAAGAUCCAGAAGGGGUGCGGCGGGGCUUCUCCCAUCUGCCUGCACAGGCUUGGGUAGAGUGUGCAUGUUUACCCCAGAGCCGGAGAGAGAGGCUUGGGCCCCACGCUCCCCACUGCCCGUCACUCAGCCUUUCUCCAGACAAUUCUGUUGCUCUCUCCUGCCCCCAGCGAGAGAGAGGGCUGGACCAAAGUGGGGCACAGGAAGGUGGGGAGCCUGAGCUGCCCCAGGGGAGCCCCUGAACCGCGUUAUCGUCCUAUACCAUCUCAGUAGGCACGGGAGAAAGGCCAAGGAUAUAGUCAACAGAUUGCCAAAAUUAUCAAUUUAUCUUAAAAAAUGUUUGUUUGUUUGUUUGUUUGUUUGUUUUUGAGAGAGAGAGAGUGCACAUGAGCGGAGGAGGAAGGGGCAAAGAAAGGGAGGCAGGGGAUCAGACACGGGCUCUGCGGUGACAGCAGAGAGCCCGACUGGGGGCUCGAACCCACGAACUGUGAGACCAUGACCUGCGCUGAAAUCCAGAGUCAGUCACUUAAAGGACCGAGCACAGGCACCUCUGUGAUUUCACGUAAAAAAAAAAAAAAAAAAAAAAAAAAAAAAAUGGAGAAUAAGGGUGGUAUGACGUCAUCGACGGUGCAAGAUACAGGAUAGGAGGCAACUGAGACCGAUGUGUGUGCUCAACAACCCCCCCCCCCCAAAUUCUAUACUAGACUAUCCAUCAGCUAUGUUAUGAGCCUACUGCAGUUAAGAACUGGGAAUCAGUGUGGGCUCUCUAGGAAGAUGUACAGGUUACUAGUUUUUCUGUUUAUUAGUUUGCCCAGUUUAUCAGUUUACUGGGGUUUGGUGCGUGUGUGUGUGUUCAUUAAGAAACCAGGGCGCCUGGCUGGUUCAGCUGGUAGAGCAUGUGACUCUUGAUCUAGGGGUUGUGAGUUUGAGUCCCAUAUUGGGUGUAGAGAUCACUUUUA
Messenger RNA from Felis catus (domestic cat), 3971 nucleotides. It is a transcript of the gene MAMSTR, whose product is annotated as MEF2 activating motif and SAP domain containing transcriptional regulator. Gene Ontology annotation, cellular component: nucleus. The record is from RefSeq and is a predicted model, not a curated record. Gene Ontology annotation, biological process: regulation of transcription by RNA polymerase II. Gene Ontology annotation, molecular function: transcription coregulator activity. Lineage: Eukaryota; Metazoa; Chordata; Mammalia; Carnivora; Felidae. The transcript is spliced from 10 exons. The coding region runs from base 804 to 2042 and encodes 412 amino acids.